Messenger RNA from Ictidomys tridecemlineatus (thirteen-lined ground squirrel), 1531 nucleotides. It is a transcript of the gene Irak4, whose product is annotated as interleukin 1 receptor associated kinase 4. The record is from RefSeq and is a predicted model, not a curated record. Gene Ontology annotation, biological process: protein phosphorylation; signal transduction. Gene Ontology annotation, molecular function: magnesium ion binding; protein serine/threonine kinase activity; ATP binding. NCBI's taxonomy places the organism in Eukaryota, Metazoa, Chordata, Mammalia, Rodentia, Sciuridae.
CUAGAGCCGCCUACAGGCACCUAGAGGAAUCAGGGGGCGUGGCCUUCAGAACGGCACCUCCCCUCUCCAGCGCUUCCGGGUGCGCUGGCGUUCCGCUGCUAGCUCGGCCUGGCCGUGUCGGGUCAGUGCUUCCCACCUGACUCCCCGGCAGGAAUAGAAGAUGAACAAACCCUUAACACCAUCAACAUAUGUGCGCUGCCUCAAUGCUGGCCUAAUUAGAAAGUUGUCAGAUUUUAUUGAUCCUCAAGAAGGAUGGAAGAAAUUAGCUAUAGCUAUUAAAAAACCAUCUGGUGAUGAUAGAUACAAUCAGUUUCACAUAAGGAGAUUUGAAGCAUUACUUCAAACUGGAAAAAGUCCCACUUGUGAAUUACUGUUUGACUGGGGUACCACAAAUUGCACAGUUGGUGAUCUUGUGGAUCUUUUGAUCCAAAAUGAGUUUUUUGCUCCUGCAAGUCUUUUGCUUCCAGAUGCUGUUCCCAAAACUGUUCAUGCUGUACCUUGUACAGAAUCUACAACAGUUCAGCAGAAACAGAUGCCUUUCUAUGGAAAAGACAGGACAUCUGUGAUACCUGUGCAGAAUCUUGAACAAAACCAUGUGCUACCUGACUCUUCAAGUCCAGAAAAUAAAAGUUUAGAAUUUAGUGAUACACGUUUUCAUAGUUUUUCAUUUUAUGAAUUGAAGAAUGUCACAAAUAAUUUUGAUGAACGGCCCAUUUCUGUUGGUGGCAAUAAAAUGGGAGAGGGAGGAUUUGGAGUUGUAUACAAAGGCUAUGUGAACAACACAGCAGUGGCAGUGAAGAAGCUGGCAGCUAUGGUAGACAUUAGUACUGAAGAAUUGAAAAAACAAUUUGAUCAAGAAAUAAAAGUAAUGGCAAAGUGUCAACAUGAAAAUUUGGUAGAACUACUUGGUUUCUCAAGUGAUGGCGAUGAUCUCUGCUUAGUAUACGUUUACAUGCCCAACGGUUCAUUGCUAGACAGACUGUGUUGCUUGGAUGGUACUCCACCACUUUCUUGGCACACAAGAUGCAGGAUUACUCAGGGUGCAGCUAAUGGAAUCAGUUUUCUACAUGAAAACCAUCAUAUUCAUAGAGAUAUUAAAAGUGCAAAUAUCUUACUAGAUGAAGACUUUACUGCCAAAAUAUCAGAUUUUGGACUUGCGCGGGCCUCUGAGAAGUUUGCCCAGACAGUCAUGACUAGCAGAAUUGUGGGCACAACAGCUUAUAUGGCACCUGAAGCUUUACGAGGAGAAAUAACACCCAAAUCUGAUGUCUACAGCUUUGGUGUGGUUUUACUAGAAAUAAUCACUGGACUUCCAGCUGUGGAUGAACACCGUGAACCUCAGUUAUUACUAGAUAUUAAAGAAGAAAUUGAAGAUGAAGAAAAGACAAUUGAAGAUUAUAUUGAUGUAAAGAUGAAUGAUGUUGAUUCCACUUCAGUUGAAGCUAUGUACUCUAUUGCUAGUCAAUGUCUUCAUGAAAAGAAAAAUAAGAGACCAGACAUUAAGAAGGUCCAACAGUUGCUGCAAGAGAUG